AUGAGUGUGACCCUGUACUCCCUGCACGUGCCAACGAUGAGUAGGCACUAUCUAUGCAUCUGUAUGACCGCUACUAGUAAAACGGAAAAGGCAAUAUGCUACCACGCAGGCCAAUCUUGUGUAUACGGUGUAACUCUCAUUUAUUUUCCACCGCCUACCUUCGAUAAAAUAUCGCCCGCCCCGCAACAGUCUCCACGAAAUGCUAGUAUGUGACGCACCCCACCGAAAUCCACGCGUUACUACCUCAUCCAUCAACGAUGCUCUCACAACUACAUCAGCAAAUUUUUUU
Molecule: messenger RNA, 289 nt
Organism: Periconia digitata
Lineage: Eukaryota; Fungi; Ascomycota; Dothideomycetes; Pleosporales; Periconiaceae
Source: the annotation of a GenBank genome assembly